CUUCCGAAGAGCGUUUGCAGCGGGAAGGCUACAGUGACUGAUACAUAUUUACUUUGGAAAUAUGAUGGCCAAACGAGCUGACUACGACGAGUCUGACGGCAGUGGCCCCCGAUCCAAACGCGUUAAGACGGAGCUCAACGGGAGCGACAACAACAAUAACAGCAACGGCGGCACACCCAUGGAGUCCAAUCCAUAUCUCGCACAUUGGAACGAAGAACCUAGGCAUACAGAUCGCCUGGCUUCCUUCAAGCGCCAUGCAACCACCUCAAAACAGGCGCGAGAGGCCGAGGAUGGUCCUCUCAACCCUUUCACUGGCAGGCCGCUCUCGAGUAGGUAUAUGAGCAUCUUGAAGCAGCGGAGAGACCUGCCCGUGCACCAACAAAGAGACGAGUUCUUAAGCCUCUAUCAGCAGUCGCAGAUCCUCGUCUUCGUCGGUGAGACUGGUUCCGGAAAGACCACUCAGAUCCCGCAAUUCGUUCUGUUCGAUGAUCUUCCACACCUAAACGGCAAGAUGGUGGCUUGUACACAGCCCCGUCGAGUCGCAGCCAUGUCCGUUGCGCAGCGUGUCGCCGAGGAGAUGGACGUGAACCUGGGAGAGGAAGUGGGUUACAGCAUCCGUUUCGAGGACAAGACUAGUCCGAAUACCAUCCUGAAGUACAUGACGGACGGAAUGUUGCUGCGCGAGGCCAUGAACGACCAUGACUUGACCCGAUACAGCACCAUUAUACUCGACGAAGCUCACGAGCGCACCCUUGCAACGGACAUUUUGAUGGGCUUGCUGAAAGAGGUCGUGCUGCGGAGGAAGGACCUGAAGCUCAUCAUCAUGUCUGCUACCCUCGAUGCCACCAAGUUCCAGAAAUACUUCCACGAUGCGCCCCUCCUCGCCGUCCCCGGGCGUACUCACCCGGUAGAGAUAUUUUAUACCCCAGCUCCCGAACGGGACUACGUCGAGGCAGCUCUCAGGACGGUGCUGCAAAUUCAUGCGACCGAGCCCGAGGGUGAUAUCCUGCUUUUCUUGACUGGCGAAGAAGAAAUUGAAGAUGCAUGCCGGAAAAUCAAUUUGGAGGCACAAGAGCUGCAACGAGAAGGAGGUGCCGGCCCUAUGGUCGUCUACCCGCUGUAUGGCACACUUCCUCCAGCACAGCAGCAGAAGAUUUUCACUCCGGCCCCACCACCUGCCACACCGGGUGGUCGCCCUGGUCGCAAAUGCAUUGUUUCCACCAAUAUCGCCGAGACUUCGCUUACCAUCGACGGAAUCGUAUAUGUAGUUGAUCCGGGAUUCAGCAAGCAGAAGGUUUAUAAUCCCCGAAUAAGAGUAGAGUCGCUCCUGGUCUCUCCCAUAUCGAAGGCGUCUGCUCAGCAGAGAGCUGGUCGUGCUGGUCGUACACGUCCUGGAAAGUGUUUCCGCCUGUACACCGAGGCCGCCUUCAAGAAAGAGCUCAUUGAGCAAACAUACCCUGAGGUGUUACGAUCGAACCUAGCAAGCACUGUUCUGGAGCUAAAGAAGCUGGGGAUUGAUGACUUGGUGCACUUCGACUUGAUGGAUCCACCGGCCCCGGAAACCUUGAUGCGUGCUUUGGAAGAGCUCAACUACCUUGCUUGUUUGGACGAUGAGGGCGAUCUGACUCCUCUAGGAAAACUGGCAUCCGAGUUCCCGUUGGAUCCGGCUCUAGCUGUCAUGCUCAUUACAUCGCCCGAGUUCUACUGUUCCAACGAGAUUCUGUCCCUUACCGCCUUGCUUUCCGUCCCCCAGAUCUUUGUUCGCCCUGCAAACAACAGGAAGCGGGCAGACGAGAUGAAGGAUCUAUUUGCGCACCCUCAAGGCGACCACCUUACAAUGCUGAAUGUCUAUCAUGCCUUCAAAUCGGACGCUGCACAAGAGAACCCCAAGCAGUGGUGCCACGACCACUUUGUCUCGUACCGGGCUUUACAGCAAGCGGACAAUGUUCGUCUGCAGCUCAAACGCAUCAUGGAACGGAAUGAGAUUGAGCUGAUGUCCACUCCUUUCGAAAACAAGAAGUACUAUGAAAACAUUCGGAGGGCCCUAGUCGCCGGCUUCUUCAUGCAAGUUGCGAAGCGCGACGGCAGCGGCAAGUCCUAUGUUACCGUGAAGGACGACCAGAAUGUAUUGCUUCAUCCCAGCACAGUGCUUGCUGAAGACAGCGAGUGGGUUGUGUACAAUGAGUUUGUGCUCACUACGAAGAACUACAUCCGGACGGUGACUAGUGUCAAGCCAGAGUGGCUUCUGGACAUUGCGCCGAACUACUACGAUCUUGACACAUUCAAGAACACAGACGUCAGAAAAUCGUUGCAACGGACAUUGACGAAGAUGGAGCGUGAGAAGGCUGCGAAUAAAUCCCGGCCACGAUAUUAGCCGAUCCUCCAAGCUCUCGCUGGUCGGGCCUCAUAACCGUCGAGAUGAGUUAUUCAAGGCAUUUCUGGAGCGGCUACUUAGGUAUUCCUGCAAAGUCAAGGAGCAUACCAAUACUGGCUUCGGUCUGACCUAAGUCGAUCAACCCAUGGAUGAGCUGUUGACCCAGAAUCAUGUAUGUGGCACGAGCUUUUGGAAAUUGAGGCCAAUUACUGGGAUAUAUUGAGGAUGAGAUGGAAGGUUUUGUGAACUUUUUGAUGGACACCAAUUGGAGGCACGAGUGGCUAUGCCCCCCUUGUUUCGGGAGGCACUUCAUGAUAGAGCUAUAUUUUAUUUAUCAUCCUUGUCUCUGUGAGCA
Molecule: messenger RNA, 2729 nt
Organism: Westerdykella ornata
Lineage: Eukaryota; Fungi; Ascomycota; Dothideomycetes; Pleosporales; Sporormiaceae
Product: P-loop containing nucleoside triphosphate hydrolase protein
Exons: 3
Coding region: 62-2374 (770 amino acids)
Cellular component (GO): spliceosomal complex; intracellular anatomical structure
Molecular function (GO): RNA helicase activity; RNA binding; ATP binding
Source: RefSeq, a predicted model, not a curated record